Xyrichtys novacula (pearly razorfish) is the source of this 6744-nucleotide messenger RNA. Lineage: Eukaryota; Metazoa; Chordata; Actinopteri; Labriformes; Labridae. The record is from the annotation of a GenBank genome assembly.
UUUUAUGCAUCGCAAUUGUUUCUUUCGUCUCAAAUUGCCACUUUCUUCCCAAAAAAUUGACUUUUUAAAAUAUUUUCAAAGAUUCAGUCGCUGAGGAGAAAUUGUAAUUAGAAAUAGCGUUCAUAUAUCCUAUUUUGUGAUUUCUGGACUACAACAGGGGUUGGACUUCACUAACCAGACCAAGACUGGCGUUAAGGAAUGUGUGUUAAAUUAAAACCAGAUGCUGACGAGAGGAAGGAGACCCGAGAGAGCGACAGCUAAGAGUUGUCUUCUUUUUAAGCGAACAAUAGGAGCCUAAAAGUUGAAUGUACGGAGUUUACGGUCCGUCUUGGUCUGUUCGUGGGUUUUGGAGGGAUGAGCGAAGAGUUGCGCGAGAAAAACAAGCAGGACGCUUCUCUGUGCUGAGCUCCAGGAAGUCCAAACCGCUACGUUUGCAAAAAAAAGCUGAGCAGUUAGUGGAUGGACAGAAAAAAAUAUACCCGGUUAACCUUUGAACCUCUUUCCUUUGUGUUCAUCAGAAGAAGUCACAAGACAAACUCCUGUAAAAUUUCACGAAUGACUCUCCAAACGGUAAGCAGGCGACGAGGCUUCAGCUGGUUUUGGGGGCUAAUUUAAGCCAGCAAAGAGUCCGAGGAAAAGGACAGGCUGAGGGAAAGUGUUUGGCCAGGAUGGGCUGACAAACUGGAGGGUUGAGAGUGAUAAAUCUAUCUUUUUGUUUGCCUAUUUUGAAGGAAAGAUAGCAUGACUCCUAGAUACCCAACUUUCACUAACAAUUUGCUGAAUUUUCGGUUGUAGACUUUGCAUGUAAGGAAACGUUUGCUAUGUGAGCACAGUUAACUCCUGAAUACUUAUAUUUGUGCAUGGUUUCCUCUUUUAAAAUGAGUGUAGACUGGUUUUAAAUCUUCAAGACAGAGUUUCUCAGAGUUUCCUUGUUUUGCCUUUCACUGUUGUGAAGCUGUAAAUAUGUUGCAAGAUGCUUAACAGAGGGAUGUAGACAAUUGAUUUUAACACAUUUGUUUCCUUGACAGACACUUCACUUUCAGGACACAGUAAGGAGGGAGACACACACAUCAUGUCCUCUGUACAUUUCAACCCAGGGUCGGAUGCAGGUGUAAACGGGUAAGGAGACAACAUUUUUUCCAUACCUUGCUUUAGUGCAAACUUCUUAUUUAUUGGAUGCCAUGUUUUGCAGGGUACUUUAUCCUUUUUUACACAGAUUUUAUCCUAUUCAUGUGAAGUACUUUAAAUUUUCUCUGUAGAAACAUUGCAAAGAUGGAGGAUGCCCAGGUGGAGAUAGAUGAUGGGAAGGAGGAAAGCGCACUUCCAGACACUAUGUACUAGUAAGUUUACACUUAGUGAGGUUUUUUUAAUGCAACUUUGCACAGCGCUUAUUACUUUUUGUCCAUUUUUUGCAGCAAUAUCCGGAAGAAGAUUUCCCCCUUUGUUAUGUCUUUUGGAUUUCGGUAGGUGUGUUAAGUGAGAGCAGUCAGGUGUGAUGAUUGCCAAUAAUGGUUCUGUACUUUCCUGGUAAUAUCCAUUCCAUAUCCACUCUUUCUGCAGUGUAUUUGGAGUGGUUCUGAUCAUUGUGGAUUUUGUACUGGUGAUUGUGGAUCUAUCUCUGCCAGCCAAGAGCAGAGAUGUUGGAAAUGCUAUAGAGGCUGUGUCCCUCACUAUCUCCUUCUUCUUCCUCAUUGAUGUUCUUCUGCGGGUCUACGUACGAGGGUGGGUAAACCUUUCAGUCUUAUCAUUGGAAAGUUCAGGCGCUGAAUGCACUCAAAGUAGUCCUGAUCCAUAUUCAAAAUGAAGUUUACACACAGCUUGUGAAACAGAGGAAGAAACGUUGAAAAAUUCCUAGAAUUUAGUGUCAGCAGAAAUCAAGAGUGAUUAGCUAUAAAACAGGAAGUUGAAGAGGAAGCUGGACAGGAAAUGUGUAGCAUGGUCAAGUUUGGGAAACCUAAUGACUCAAAGUAUCAGCACAGUUUCCCUGACUAGAUACUCUGUAUUACCACAGGGAUGUUUUUCAUAUUAUUUCACCAUCAGGUCUUUGCUAUCACCUGCAUUUUAAUCCUCUUUACUGUCCUCCAGGUUCAAAGUUUACUUCUCUUCCAAAAUGAACAUAGUAGACGCCUGUGUUGUGGUCAUAACGCUGGUGGUCACCAUGAUCUACACUUUCUCUGACCUAUCGGGAGCCAGCCUCAUUCCCAGGUAACCUCUUACUCCUGUUGCUCAACAAACAGACAUUUACAGUGAUGCAGCUGGAAAUUGAUCAUACAGUUGUGUUAGGCUGUGUCUGAAAUGAAUCACUCAAUCCCAAACCCCUAACCCCCAUAUGGGGUUUCAUAUACAGCUGACUAUGUAGUGAGCUCAAUCACCAGAGGUUUCGGACACUACCGUUGUGACCACCACCUAUGAGUGACCAUGGGAUGGUCACUACAUUUUGCAAUGUUUUAUGGGAAACAUUGAGUUGCCUAUAUGGGGCAUUGGUUACUUGAUUGAUUACUCAGGUAUCGGACACCCCUCAAAACAGCGCUAACCCCCAUAUGGUCACCUGUAUAGGGGUUAGGGAUCCAUUUCGGACAAAGCCUUAGACUCUUAUUUCUACACAGCCACAGUGUCCCCAAACAGGUGUUUUCACUUAUGUGACUAAUCAGACGUCUCCUCUCAGGACUCUGUAUAUAAUUAACCAGGAUAAUUAAAACCACCUGUUUAAUUAAAAGAGUAUGAGUACACUUCUUUAUCAUGUGGCAUAUCUGUUUUAUCCCCAAAUGUGGGGGAUGUUUAUAUUACUUUAAAUCACAGCAAACAGCAUUUCAUAUUCUACAAAAAUGCAACACAAAGUGCUUUACAAUUUAAGAAUAAGCCCUCCAGUCCCAAAGUAAACAUUUAUAGAUAUCAGACUUGAUAAAAAGAGAAACUGAUGAAAUGAGGGAUAGCUAUUUUAAAACUGUAAUGAAAAGAAACAAGAGGUUGGAUAACAAUGUUCAGAUCUAAGAUGGAACAAUCAGUCCAAAAUAGUAUGGAGAAACAAAAUAAGGUGAUCAAUAAAUCUGACAUGUAGAAACAAAGCAGUAUUUUUUUGCAGUCAUAAGUCAUAAAUCAACUAUUUAUUCCAUUGGAGGGCUUUGUUUAUAAUGCUUUCUCAUCAUAGAUUAGUACUGAGGGAAUUUGAUUUGCAGAUUUUUCUGAACUUUCACAUGGAGAAAAGUCUUCCUGUUUUGUAUGUAUAACAAUGAUCAGUGCAAUCGACAUCAAUACAUAACAUAUAAGCAUUCACAAUCUACUUUGGUGAGAUACUGAUCUUUCAGAAGACUGACUUGUAAUGUAAAACUCAGUCCACCUGAAUCAUGACACCACCUACAGUAAGCCACAGAGUCUAUUCUUGUUUUAUCAUUCUUAGAAAACCCUUGUGAUGAUGUCGAUGUUAUUCUUGUGUGUCUAAGAGUAAUUGUUGGUCAUUUGUUCUUUUCAGAGUGGUGACAUUCCUUCGUUUCCUGAGAAUAAUAAUCCUUGUGAGGGUUUUCAGACUGGCAGCUCAGAAAAAAGAGCUUGAAAAAGUCACCAGGAGGAUGGUAAGUCCAUCAUACAUGUUUUAGUAAUGUUGACUUCAUCAUGCAGAGUCAGAUAUGACAGAGUCAAACUUGUCAUUUUUUUCCUCAGGUUUCUGAGAACAAGAGGCGUUAUCAGAAGGAUGGAUUUGACCUUGACCUAACUUAUGUCACAGGUACAUGCAAAACACCACCCACAUGUCAGGAAACCCAUCAAAGUUGAUAAAUGUGUUAUUAUAAGCUGGGCGUCUGUGUGUAUCUCCUCUUUUUCUUAGACCGUGUCAUCGCCAUGUCUUUCCCCUCCUCUGGAAAGCAGUCAUUCUACAGGAAUCCAAUAAAGGUGGGUCUGACGCUCUAGCUGCACUUUUAUUCAUCACUGAUUACAAAUUAAAUCCAGUCAGAGAUACCAGAAACAUGAUACCUUUGCAGAUUUUUAAACCUAUUUCACUUAUUUUUUCUUUCCAGGAAGUGGCCAGAUUCCUAGACACUAAACAUGAAGGACACUAUAAAGUUUACAACCUGUGCAGUGAGUCAUCUUCUGCCUGUGUCAUGUGCACUUUAGUUAUUUUCAUGUUGCACUGCAGAUACCAUGUUACAACUUUCUGUAUCAGAGGACUGUUUCUUUCAUUUCUGAACACAUUUUGUUGUGGCUCAUGUACUCAUGCCACAAUUCUUGUUUUGUUUUUGGUUUCUUUUUCUUUCAUUGAUAUUACUAUUAUUUCUAUGUAAAGGGCUUGACUUGUCUAUGAAAAACGCUAUAUAGAUCAGCUUUUCUCACUUACUUUUGUUUCCAGGUGAGAAAGGCUAUGACCCCCAGUUCUUCCACUACAGGGUGGAGCGAGUGUUCAUCGGCGACCACAACGUUCCCUCCCUGGAGUGAGUAACUUUUGCUCUUGAGUCAUUUAAAUUCCACCUUUUACUUGGGCUUGUCAUAUCACUGACUUUAGAUCACGGCUGCAAAAGAGGUUCUUGCAAACCACAAUUACUUUGUACAGUAUUUGCAUAUCACAACAUCUUUAUCAGAGUGUGUUGUAUUUUCUGUCUUAGGGACAUGCUGAAAUACACAGAGAGUGUGAGGCAGUGGAUGUCUGCUGAUGCCCAAAACAUCAUUGCUAUUCACUGUAAAGGAGGGAAAGGUGGUGCACUCUUUUUGUAAUCAUUUUCUAAUUUAUUUAUAUUAAUAGUGACAUUACCCUUACUUGAUUUACCCUUUAAUGUCAACUUAAAGCAGACGGACAGUUUCAUUAAUCUGCUUCUCUCCUUCACAGGACGAACAGGUACUAUGGUGUGCACCUGGUUAAUUGACAGUGACCAGUUUGAGAGUGCUCAGGUGUGUCUUUCAAAGUUUGAAGUGUUUUUAGUGAGAAUGAGUUAAUUAUUUAGCACUAUGGAGGAAUGCCAGAUACUAACCCAGAUUUCUUUUUGUCUACCAGGACAGUCUGGAGUAUUUCGGCGAGAGGAGGACAGACAAGAGUCAGAGCUCCAAGUUUCAGGGAGUGGAGACUCCUUCUCAGGUGAGGACAAUGCCCUCAGGAGUUUAACUCAAGAUACCACUUACUAAUUCAGAAGACUGGCGCCCCCCAGUGGUAAUAUUUAAACUUGCAGACAGAAGUAAACCAACAUAUGCUGUGCGUGUUUGCUUAUGGUUAUUCUUCACACUUUAAAGUUAGAAUGGAUUACUGUUGAAAAUAACAAAUGCAAGAUUUAUUUAUUCAACUUUAAAACUCAAUAGUAGUUAAAAGUGUUUGAGCCCUGUUGUGUCUGUGUAUCACAGAGUCGGUAUGUGGGUUACUACGAGAUCAUGAAGACCAAAUUCAACAGACAGCUGCCUCCACCCAAAAGCCUCAAGAUCAAGAGCAUCCGCAUCCACUCCAUAGCAGGUGAACCCACUACACCAGUGAGCCCCUUUAUUAAGAUCUGUGUCCGUUUGAGCCUGUGCUAACACCUGCAUAUUUGUUCUCACUCAGGUGUGGGUAAAGGCGAUGGCAGUGAUCUCAAGGUUAAGAUAAUCGUGAGGAAAGAGCUUGUGUUUCAGUGUGUUUGUGCCAAGCAAGAGAACUGCGCAGUAAGUCUCACUCAGCUCAGCGCUCGCACUACACAAAGUCACACUGGUGUAUUUGUCAAAGCGAUGACCAGGAUGUCUCUCUGGUGGUUUCUUUUUUAGGUAUUUCCUGAUGUGGGUAACAAUGCUGCAGUCAUCAGCUUGCCGAAUGGGCCUGUGGUCGAAGGUGACGUGAAAGUCAUGUUCGAAUCAAGUGCUGUAAGUGUUUCCAUUUCAUGCUUCAACCUGCAUAUGUCAGGAAAGCUUAUCUUUAACCUGGUAUUUUAAUGAUCGGGUUUUCUUGUUUUGCUCUUUAGGGUCUUCCAAAAGGAUACGAAGAUGUUCCUUUUUACUUCUGGUUCAAUACCUCCUUCAUAGAGGAUGACAAGUACGUCUUCGUUCCUCAUGCAUUCGACGAACACAUUCAAAUAUCUUGAUUUCUCGAUGUUGUAUGCGCACUCUGAGUCUGAACUCAUAUUUUAUUUCCACUAGGUUGCAUUUACCCAGGGAGGAACUCGACAACCCACACAAACCAAAGACCUGGGACCUGUACAAGGAGGACUUUGGUGUUACUAUGUUCUUCACAGACCCAUAAUAAAAGCCCUUUUACAAAGAUAAUGAAGAUAAGAUGGCUUGUUACAGUGAUAGAGGAAAAAUCCGUAGACUGAACACUAAAAGAGGAAGUGAAUGUUGUGGGUUCAAAUUAUUUCAUUGCAGUGUGGACUCUGAAACAAAUCAAGCUGCAGGGUUACUUUGACAAAUAAUCACUUAACUGAAAUGUACAAUGGAGAUGUGAAUUAUUACUGUUGAAUAAUUAGACAUGUCUAAAUGUGAAUUUUGAUUUCUGUGUAUGUUUUAAGAAUGAUAAGCAGAAGCACCCGAUGACAUAACUGAAGAGUUUGGUUGUAUCUGUCCUGGAAACUUUCUUGUUGCUUCAUCCCCUUAAAAAGCUCAGUUAACUUGAAGCUUAUAUACAAUUUUUCCUCAUGAACAACAGACCAACAGGAUAGUGGAAUCAUAUUUCAGCUUUUAUUUACAUUUUAUACAAUUCUCUUAAAUUAUUGCUCAUUACCUGUCAUGCUCAUGUCACCUCAGGUCUCAUAGACAAAAUCUGUGAGAAACAAGUUCACCAAAAAUUAAAGUGCAGAUGAAAGUAAA